This is a messenger RNA of Penicillium hordei, 675 nucleotides long. RefSeq lists its product as uncharacterized. The coding region runs from base 1 to 675 and encodes 224 amino acids. NCBI's taxonomy places the organism in Eukaryota, Fungi, Ascomycota, Eurotiomycetes, Eurotiales, Aspergillaceae. The record is from RefSeq and is a predicted model, not a curated record. The transcript has 5 exons.
AUGUCUCUCAGAAACCUCGCUAUCCUCGCCGUCCUCGGCCUCGUCAAUGCCCAAGAUCAGAUCGGAUUCGGUCCUCACUUCUCCCUCGGCCCUACGUCAUCAUGGAUCCGUGAAGCAAACACAACACUUGUUCUCCCUGAGGUGCCAAGCCCACAGAAGGACCGUCUUGCCCUGUGGCCCGGUAUGGGAACAAGCGGUGGUGAUUUGAUUCAGGCUCUUGCUGUUUCUUUCUCCGACCCUGCCGCAAACUGUGGUGCAAAGUCUGGACAAUGGUGCACAUGGGCCAGUACCCUCCAAGACACCCAGCUGGGCGGAAAGCAGGUCCCUGCCGAUGCUGGUGAUAAGAUUACAAUGCAUUACAAGUACAACGAUGAUACCAGCAAGUUUGACCAGACUGUCUCCAUCAACGGAGAGGUUGUGUCGACUCUUUCAACUAGCUCUGGCCAGGCACAGGGCUGGGGUACCGCUGUCGAAUGCCAGGACGAUUCCUGCAAGAGCACUACUGCUGCACACGAAUACCUCGACACUACCAUUAUCCUGGAUGCCGCCGAUUCCUCCUUCAGUGACACUCUGGCUAUCGACGAGGCCACUUCUUCCGGUCUGAAGACAUCCGACAACGGAAAGACCUGGACUGUGUCUAGCAUCAAGAUUCAGUCUCACACCUACAACCUGUAA